CAUCUGGUGACGCAGUUCAAUAUGGAUCGUCCUGCAGAGUCUGUUGGCAAUGACCCGUGGAUUCUUAGUAUCUCACGUCAUUUCAGCUACCUAGGUCACAACAUUAGGCUUAGUCGAGAUUUUUUCCGAAGACUUGUUAGUGCAAGUAUUUUGUCGUUUGAUGACUACGACUUUUUCGCUGCCUCUGAUGAUGCAAAAGAUCGGGAUAAGAUGGUAGAUCAUCUACUCUCUAUUCUUCGACGGCAGCCACCCAAUCUCUUUGAAGCGUUUUGCGGAGUUUUACGUGACGUUGGAAGCGGUGACAUUGCUCAAUGCCUUUUGACAGGUCAAGGAAGCAAAGUUGAUGCCUUUGCUGGAUCCAUAAGAAUGAUGGUUGUCUCAGUUUUCUGUCCAGCACAACAAUGCAUUUCCAAGCAUAACGUAUUCAAAGUUCAGUAAUUGUAAGACCACGCCUACAAAUGAUGGGGCUAUUAUAGCCUACAGCAGUAGCGGAUGCAGGAUUUACGUAAAGGGGACGCCUAGUCUAGAAAAAUAUUGCCACGCUUGCGAAUUUCAGAAAAUGCAAUA
Molecule: messenger RNA, 567 nt
Organism: Corticium candelabrum
Lineage: Eukaryota; Metazoa; Porifera; Homoscleromorpha; Homosclerophorida; Plakinidae
Exons: 2
Coding region: 22-438 (138 amino acids)
Source: RefSeq, a predicted model, not a curated record